Helicoverpa armigera (cotton bollworm) is the source of this 1148-nucleotide messenger RNA. RefSeq lists its product as uncharacterized. The record is from RefSeq and is a predicted model, not a curated record. The transcript has 6 exons. The coding region runs from base 134 to 910 and encodes 258 amino acids. Lineage: Eukaryota; Metazoa; Arthropoda; Insecta; Lepidoptera; Noctuidae.
AAACAAACUGUCAAUGUCAAAAUCAAUUCGGUUUGUUUGCUGUUGAUGUAUUUUUAUUUUCCUAAAAGAAAAUCUAAUAUUGUGACUGAAAUCGAAUAAAGUUUUUCCUAAAUUCUAUCAGGCUUGCCACAAAAUGUCCGAUAUCUUGGAUGACCCAGAUCAUUCUGAAAACUCUGUUAGGAUUUCUAGACCAACACUGGCCCAAGUAAGGGCAGUUAUAGCCUUCAUGGAGAAGCACCCAGACCUGGCUCACAGAAGGCUCCGAGUGGGUAUGGGCCAUGCUAAGUUUAAGAAAUUAUGGGUGGAACUGUCUAAUAUUGCUAACUCCAUUGAUGGUGCUAUUAAAUCUACAAAAGGAUGGAUAAAGUUCUGGUCAGACAAGAGGCGCAGCAUAGUAAUAAAACAAAAGCAAAUUGACCAAGGAAAACUGCAAGGAAGAUUGACACCAUUAGAACUUAAGAUAUUGGAACUCUGUGAUGAUAAGACUUCCUCACCAAGAAAAAAGAAAGCAGUAAAACAAGAACCUUGUAACGGUGAUGAUGAAGACUCCUUUGAUGACACAUUCUCAAAAGAUGGUGAUUUCACUACAGACAACAGCAGACUUUUCCCUACUGAGGCUGAAGAGCGACAGUUCAGUAUGAUAGAUAAGUUGGUGGAAGUAAUGGAUCAGCAAGCAGCAGCCCUCACACAAAUGGCACAGGCAUCUCUCAGUAAUUCAAAAGCCUUGGAAAGAGUAGCAGAAGCAUCACAUUUACAAGCAUUAGCAGUGGACAGGCUAGCUGGAACAUUCGAGACCAUCAGCGCAUCAGUCCAUGACGUCAGAAACGCUAUCCUAGGAAUAGACUACACCAUGAAACGUUGCUACCCCGCAACUGCGACGCAGCAGCGACAAAACAAUAUAUUCAGCUAAAAUAUUUAUAAUGAUCUCAUACAAUAUAAUUUGACGAUAGUAUUAAAUCAAGUGCAUUUUACAAAAAAUCACAUGCCAUUAUGAACAUUAAGUUGUAAGCAAUUAAGUAUUAUUUUAAUAUUCAAAGAAUUACAACAGGUAAUCUGACCUGUGCGUACAUAGCGCGUUGAAGAUAACCUUUUAUGCAUAAUAAUGAUAAGCAUUGUAUUUUACUGGAAUAAGACAUUACUAAAAGUGA